Mus musculus (house mouse) is the source of this 902-nucleotide messenger RNA. It is a transcript of the gene Ten1, whose product is annotated as TEN1 telomerase capping complex subunit. The record is from RefSeq and is marked validated. Gene Ontology annotation, molecular function: single-stranded DNA binding. NCBI's taxonomy places the organism in Eukaryota, Metazoa, Chordata, Mammalia, Rodentia, Muridae. Gene Ontology annotation, cellular component: nucleus; chromosome, telomeric region; CST complex. The transcript is spliced from 4 exons. The coding region runs from base 176 to 661 and encodes 161 amino acids.
CCCGUCCCCGCCGCCACUCCUCACGUGACCGGCUGCAAUCCCCGACGCUGGUACCGCCCGCCGGACGGACGAAUCCCCUGCUGCGGGCCAGGGGAGGUCCCCGAGCGGCUCCUCGCCAAGGAAAGCAAGGAAUCUUCAAAGUCCCUUGCCAACGAUUUGGAUCCUGGUGCUGACAAUGUUGCCUAAGCCUGGGGUCUAUUACUUUCCCUGGGAGGUCAGUGACGGCCAUGUCCCCGAAGGAAGCACACUGCGAACAUUUGGCAGGUUGUAUCUCUAUGACAUGGCACGCUCCCUCAUGACCCUGGCAGCUCCGCAGAAACCUGAUCAGUGUCAACUGCUUGUCUGCACCAACUUGGUGGAGCCUUUUGAGGCACAUGUGAACUUCCUGUACAUGGUUCUUGGGGACCUGGAGCGAAUGGAGGGUGGAGCUUUUGUGGUGAGGGCCCGACUGCUCACCUGUGUGGAGGGGAUGGAUUUGUCCCUGUUAGAGAAAGCCAUCUUGGAGCAGAGGCGUCACCUGCAGAAGAGGCAGCAGCCAAUAGGAGACGCCAGCACCUUGCAAACCCCUACACCUGCUCCUCAAUCGAUUCCCAGUGACAGCCUUAGUCUGGAACCAGAGAACAGGGGGCAGCAGGUGCCCCUUCCCCAAACUCUGGACUGAGCAGAAAGCCCACCCAAUCUGGCCGUAGUGGCCCAUGCUGCAAUCCCAGUGCAGGCAGGGAGAGGCGGGAAGAGGUGGAGUUUAAAGCCAGUCUGAGCUACAUAACACAUAUGCCCUCUCUCUCUCAAAGAAGAAGAAGAAUGAAAAUGAAUAUGAUUCCCUACCCCAGGGCCCUGGCGCUGUGGCUUGUGAGGGAUGUGAAGGGUUCCUGAAUGCCUCAUGAAUAAAGAGUAUAAGCGUA